AUGGCCCUCAUACGAACGCGGUCCCGCCUUGCCGUGGCAACCUACCGGCAGUCAAAGGUCAGUGAUCGGUUUCAGCUACUGAUCACAAAGAAGGAGGUGGAGUGCGACUACGUUGGCGUGGAUGCGACGGCACUGGUCGCAACGGGGCUCCGCCUCGCCAAAAAUGUGACGACGGAGCAGCGACGACACAAGGAGGUGGCACGUCACGUGGCACAAUCGCUGCAGCAGCUGCUCAAGAAAGUGCGCUGUAAGAAAUCUCUUUUUGUCGCGAUGGAUGGUGCAGAAACGUUGUUGAAGGCCGACCUAACGCGGAGCAGUAGCUUGACGCGGAAGAUCGAAAGUCGUCUGAUGCGCCUGCCAGGAACCGCUCUCAUGCAAGCGGUGGAGGAGCGCCUGGUACGCAUGAUGCCAGAACGACAAAUUAUUCCCGGGGAGGUCGUGUUCUCUGGCACUUGUGUUCAUGGCUGUGUGGAACAGAAGAUGUCUGCGUGGGCGUUGGAUCUGGCGUCCCGCGACACCUUCAACGGGAGCUCAGACUCACUGUGCCUCAUUGGGGCCUCGGAGUUGUAUCUGAACGUGAUGGCCCUGUCGCCGUUCUACAACGUCGUCAGUGUGGUGCAGAAUAACGCAGACCUGCGGCAAAUGCGUUUGCAGGAUAUUCUUGAAUGGCUAGAGCUCGAUAAGAAGGCGAAGGAAGGGGAAAGUGUUACCAUUGCAAAGAUGCGCACAGAUAUUCUUUUUCUGUUUAUUCUUGCCUUUGGUGCUUCCGCAACGGAGCUCAGCCCUCUGCCAGGUCUGGCCUUCCACGAGUUGGUGGAGUGGUAUGUGAAGCUCAUGAGCGAGUCCGUCGCCAAUGCAACAUCCUCACCGAGUGGCCCCUCCACGGCAUCGACUGCCGCUGCGGAGGGGACAUUUUUGUUUGAGGACGCCCCUGGAAAUACGCUGCGGCUAAGCCUUCCGCUUCUCUGCCGCAUCAUGCAGCUGGCUACUCGGAAAGAGGUGGCUCAGCGAAUUGACGCGGCAUCCGAGGUGUACCUGGAGCAUGCACUGCAGACCCACGCCAUGUUGUGCCUCGGCGAGGCGCCUGAGCAUGAUUACUUCCCUACAGUAUCAUCGUCGCCGCAAGGCAACUCAGCGAUGCCAGGAUUGGCGCAGUUCACGGGGCACCUUAACGCACUUUGCACUUCUUCGCCGCAGCGCACCGCGCGUUGUGCCGUGCCCCGCAUUAAUUCUACGGAAUCAUCCGAGGGAAGUCGUGAGCCGCCCUCCCAGCACCGGCCCCUGACGGCGGCGGAAUACACCAUUCUCUGCCAGUCGUUACCGGCCACUGUGGAAGGGUUGAUUCAUCAAUACGUUGGUGUCGCCCCAAAGCCGGAGGUUGGCAAGAUGAUCACUACCGCAAACACAGUGGAGGCCCAUCAACUUGUGCGGGAGGUGCUUUCGUACGCGAACCCUUCGAAGCCGCACAAGUGCCUGUGCCUCUCCCCAUCGUAUUGCUGGUUGCAGAAUGAGAAGACACAGCUGUGGAAGUUUCAGUACGUCGAUGUCGGCGUCCGCAGUCAUAAGGCGGAGACGCGUCGGCACCGCAACGCCAUAAAAGGUGUGAUGUUGGAGGUAAACAUGUCUCGUGAUGGACCGUCGUAUUUUGCCCUCUCCAGCGCGACGUGGGAGCCAAUCACUAACUUCCCGUGUGGGGCAGAGGACGUUUGCGCUGCCCCAAUGCGGGACGUAAACGGCCCCGAAGCGGCGUCCACAUCGCUGCAGGAGGAGGACGAUGACACAGAUAAGGAACCACUGCUGGUGACGCCACCACCAGCAGCAGCGGCGAGAGAACGUCAAACGGGAGCAGCGGCGCAAGAGGGUGCUGAGGAGCCUGCGUUGUCUUCCUGCCCCACGCGUGGCAACAAGGAGGGAAGGCGAGUAGGCACCGCAAAACAGGUGACGUUAAAGUUGCUUACGUGGAACGUCAUGUUUGACCGGUAUAGCGGCAAACCCACCCCGCUGGGAAUGCCUGGCAUCGAUUGGUGUUCCUCGAAACGGUACCCGGUCCUCGCAAAGGUUAUUGAGCAGGAGGAUGCAGAUGUUGUGGGUAUGCAAGAGGUUGAACCCGUUUUUUGGGAAUUUCUGUCAAAGCAACCGUGGAUGCGUGAAAAUUAUUACUUCUCAUGCGGUUACACGAGUCCGUCUAUUAUGCCGUGGGGCGUGCUUAUGCUGGUGCAUCGCCGGCGCUUUCCCGUGCAAAGCAUCACAUAUCUUAAUGUCCCUGCAUGGACAAAUCACGUCUCGCUAAUGCCCGUUGUGUCUCUUCAGAUGCCGCACGGGCCCGUGCACGUGGCGGCAGCACAUCUCUUGGCCCCAUACACGAAAUCCCAUGAGACGGCACGCACCUCACAAGACUCCGUGCUGCGGCAUCACAUGGUAAAGACAUUAACCGGUGACGUUGUCACGAUGGGUGACUUUAACGACUGGCCCACGCAAGAGUUUCUUAUGCCGGCGGAAUCUCAGUACGUUGAUUGUUGGCCGCUAUUGCACCCGCGCGAUGCUGGAAAAACCAUGGACGAGACGAACACAUUUUGUAAACUGAAGGUGGAGGAGAUGUUUUUUGGGCGCUCCGAUAAAAUGUUUCUGCGCAGCUGCCGCCUCGCUCCGGUGGAUGGGCACCUUGUGGGCACGAAGAGUGUGAACGACGAGAAUGGCAACAAGGAUGCCCCUGCUUACUUGUUCCCCUCAGACCACUACGGUGUGAGCAUGACGUUUGCGUUAAAGCCGUAA
Molecule: messenger RNA, 2772 nt
Organism: Trypanosoma rangeli
Lineage: Eukaryota; Euglenozoa; Kinetoplastea; Trypanosomatida; Trypanosomatidae
Product: RNA editing complex protein MP100
Exons: 1
Coding region: 1-2772 (923 amino acids)
Biological process (GO): double-strand break repair
Cellular component (GO): PML body; cytoplasm
Molecular function (GO): single-stranded DNA binding; 5'-tyrosyl-DNA phosphodiesterase activity
Source: RefSeq, a predicted model, not a curated record